Pomacea canaliculata is the source of this 626-nucleotide messenger RNA. RefSeq names its product glycine-rich protein 23-like. Bases 1 to 510 code for a protein of 169 amino acids. NCBI's taxonomy places the organism in Eukaryota, Metazoa, Mollusca, Gastropoda, Architaenioglossa, Ampullariidae. The transcript has 3 exons. The record is from RefSeq and is a predicted model, not a curated record.
AUGGCAAAACUGAUUGAUAUAAACCCUGCGGCUACAGAAGACGACUAUAUAAGUAGAAGAGCAGACCGCCUCCUGUACCCGACCUCCAAACAGUUGGAAAACAUCAGGAAAGUCCGACAUACAAAAAUGAAGGUUUCCGUUGUGUUGCUGCUGUUCGCCCUGGUGGCUACCAGCCUCGCUAGCUUCUACUACCCACCUAGGAUCGCGAAGGUCCUCGUCAUUCCUAAAUACGGCUAUGGUGGCUAUGGAGGCUAUGGAGGCUACGGUGGCUAUGGAGGCUAUGGAGGCUACGGUGGUUACGGUGGUUUGGGAGGCCUCGGCGGCUUCGGCGGCAUUGGAGGCUUUGGCGGCUUUGGCGGCCUCGGCGGCCUCGGCGGCCUCGGCGGCCUCGGCGGUUACGGAGGUUACGGACGUGGAGUAAUUGGAGUUGGAACUGUCGGCAUCCUUGGCGGUGGUCUAGGUAUUGGCGGAGGUUUUGGAUUUGGUGGUGGUCAUGGGGGCAAAUACUAAUGACCUUACUGAUGGACCACACAGUCCUGUCUCAAAUACUAGGUCGUGGAAACGUACAUUCAUAGCCAACCUACGAAAAUGCUGUCAUGCUUCGAUUAAUAAAGUUUCGAAAUCUU